This is a messenger RNA of Gregarina niphandrodes, 5406 nucleotides long. RefSeq names its product DNA polymerase. The coding region runs from base 1 to 5406 and encodes 1801 amino acids. Gene Ontology annotation, molecular function: nucleotide binding; DNA binding; DNA-directed DNA polymerase activity. The record is from RefSeq and is a predicted model, not a curated record. Lineage: Eukaryota; Apicomplexa; Conoidasida; Eugregarinorida; Gregarinidae. Gene Ontology annotation, cellular component: nucleus; zeta DNA polymerase complex. The transcript has 5 exons. Gene Ontology annotation, biological process: double-strand break repair via homologous recombination; error-prone translesion synthesis.
AUGCUUGGGUUUAGACCCGUGACGAUUGACUGCGUGUAUAGUCAUACAUUCAAACCUGGUUUAGGUGAUACGUUAACUAAUGCGAUAUCUGGAUUACAGGUGUAUACUUGUAGUCAAAUUGUCAUGACUGGAACGACACUAGUUUGUGCUUCCAAUAGAUCCCAGGACCGGGUACCCGAAUCGCAAUUGCCCGGGUCUCAGGGUCUCAGUGAGGAUGUAUUGGGAUGGAAUCCUUCUGUUAAAGCGGGUCCGGAAAGCGUGGUAUAUGUGCAUGGGUUCAAGCCCAUUAUGUACUUUAGAAUAGAGAAAUUUCUUGUGGAUGCAGCACUUAGUCAAUUAGGUGAAUGUUCCUGCGGCCAAUGUGACCAACUAACGGUCGUGUGUGUCAGAUGCAGUGGAGAUAAUCUGAAUACAUUACCACUGACGUCAGAUCAUAAUUGCUGCAGAGUAUGCAAGUUUACCAACGCACUAAUUGAGGCGGGCAUAAGGCAUCACCCGGAUAUGUCUCGAGAGAUCCAUCAGGUAAAGAUGGCGGAAAAGAGGACCAAAAGAUCACUGGCUUUGAUUUACAAUGUACAACUGGUUGCGAAACGUCCAUUGUAUGGAUAUCAUCUCAACUCCAGUCUUUUCGCUCAGAUUUCAUGCUGCCAGCCCUACGAUCCGCCCCGCAUCGGGUCCAUGAUUAUUCAAGGCUUGUUCGGUGGUAUCCCUCUCCAAUGCUAUGAGCUUCAUAUUAGCGCAGUUGUCCGCUUCAUGAGAAUGUGCGGUAUUGCUGGACCAGAAUGGCUGUAUUUUCAGCGUAGGAAUUGUUUCCUACGAAGCAGCAACAAAGAAUGCGUCAAUAACGUCUUCGAGUUCGACAUUAAUAUGGCGCACUUAAUCAAUGUUACAGCUGGCACACAUACCGCAACCAAAUUGGUAGAUGGACCAUCCGCUGUCGGUACCACAUGCACCGACGGUUGCAAUUUGGUCGACUUAUGCAAAGAAGCUGACCGAAAUUUUGUCUGGGAUGUACGACAGAUCGAAAAUACGGUACAAAAAUGGAGCGCUGAUAUGUCCUUACUCGACUCCCCUUGGGAAUCAUACCGGAAUACCGAGAUUGACGUCAUGGAUACCAUGCCGCGGUAUUGCCAGGAAGAUUUAAGCCGAAUUGUCCAAGCUAUUGAGCGCGCACACACGUGUGUGCGCCCAGACGAAAUUGAGGAAACCGGCGCAAAAUCAAAUGCUGGCCCCGUCGAGACCACAGCUAUUCUGCUGUCCCAAGUACAUUUCGAUAACAGCCAGCCCUUUGCCACGGAAGUGCCCAAGCCAUAUAGUACCAACCCGGAUUGUCUGAAACAAAAGAAUCCGUAUGCUUAUCGGUAUCUAAAGGGGUGUCCUAUCGGACACAUAGAGCGUUGUGCCGCGGGCCGUACCGGCGAUGAGCUUCCGAUGGUGGGUCGGAACUAUGUGUAUUUCAUUCCCCCGCCAGAUAAGGAGUUGUUAAUGAACGAGCUCUUGGUGUUGAAGAAGAAUGGGAUUAUUAAAUGCUCUGAUCCGGAAGAUGCCCUGCUCCUAUCGGCUCCAUUAGCCUCCGCGCCCACUCAGAACUUUGAGCCCCCUGUGUCCACAUCUCCAAAGAGUUCUGUGUACCAGAAGAUCGACAAGGUUACGACCAAGAGUCCGGCUCACAAAAGGUUUGGUCGUUUGUUGUACGUGGAGCCGGUCUUGAACAUUUGCCCACCCGUUGACAGGGGAAGUGACGGUGUGCCGUGCCUAGUUGAUGGGUCCAGUGUCGAUAUGCCGAAUGCUGAAGGAGAGACGGAAGACAUAGCUUUGCGUCAAAUCGCGUGCCUCAAGAGAGACCGCGGUAUUCCGGAGAUUGAUCAGGUAACUUGCAUAGUACUAUCGUGGGAGGAGUAUCUGAUAGGUGGGGAUGCAUCGAAACCAACAGGUACAGUAUUACUAUAUUUGGAUGGCAGCGAAGGCACAACUGGAGGCAAGGAAUGGACGGGAGAGAAUGCCACCGGUGGUUCACAAGGUUGCAAAGAAGACACUGAAGCGGACCACAUCAUUCGGAGCUUUCCUCCGUCUUCUCGUAAUCCGUAUAUGACUCCGGGUACCCCAGAGGCUCAACAGCUAUUGCCCAAUUGUUUAUGCAACGUUCAAAUUCUAUCGAAUGAAAUUGACCUUAUAUCCACAGCUUUCAAGUUUAUACGGCUCAUCGAUCCCACUAUCAUUGUGGGCUGGGACAACAAGUUUUACGGUAUAGGCUACCUUUGGGCUAGAUAUAAAUUCCUAACGGGAGACCCUGCAUGUACUUUGCAGGUCAGUCGUUUCACAAACACGACUUUUAAUCUUCCUGUCGAUGCGGCAAGAGCUAAGCUUUCCAGUAAAAUAUGCAAGAUUGGAGGACGUACAUAUCUAAACGGUGGUAAAUUGUGUCGUGAAGAUACCAAGUUGAAUGAUGUCUCAUUCUUGAACAUGGUGAAGUGCACCUUGGGUUUGAUUCUACCCCGAAUGGAAUUACAUGUGUUGAGUUUAUAUUGGCAUACAGGUGGUCGUCGUGCAUUUGUUAUCCGGAUGAUAAUGAACCGUGUGGAAGCGUUUCGCCGAAUGUUAUGGAAGCAAGGGGUGAUAGGUAAGUAUGUAUCUUUAUCCUCAGUGUUUUACGUUGAAUGGUCAGCGUCUAUAACACGAGGCUCUCAAUUCUUCGUCGAGGCCAUCAUGUUAUCGGCCUGUCGUAAUCUGGGCUGUAUCCUUUCAUCCCUUUCGAAGCAACAGGUACGUGAUCAAGAUGCUCUCGAAGCUAUACCUAUGGUCCUCGAGCCUAAAAGUAAAUGCUAUACAUGUCCCGUAAUCGUAGUCGACUACCAAUCCCUAUAUCCCUCUCUGAUGAUCGCUUACAAUAUAUGCUACAGCACGUGCAUAGGCAAGGCCCAUCGUGUCUAUCAAGCUAUCAACCAAUACCUCCAAAAUCCAAACACCGAUUUUGGCAACAUCAGAAUCGGAGGAGUGGAUGUGGCACUUAACAUGAAAGAAAUUGUACACGCCCUUGCACAAGACCCAAAAAGUUUCCAUGUCCUACCUAACGGUGUAAUGUUUUGCAACAAAUCGAUUCGCGAAGGAGUGUUGCCCGUCAUUAUGAGGUCGGUAUUGGCUAGUCGCAUUUUCGUGAAGCGAGCUAUGUCUAGAGGCAAGAAACGUUUAAGUAGCGAGGUUCUUUCUUUAAUGAACUUUAGUCAACAGUCCUUAAAGUUUGUCUCCGUUACGACCUACGGUUAUAUUGGGGCAUCGGUGACGGGUCGUAUGCCAUGUGGUGACAUUGCGGACGGCAUUGUCAGCUCUGGGCGCCACUUGCUGGACUGUACCAUGCAUUGGAUUGAAGCACAGGAUUUUGGCAGACCUAUAGAAGUAGUGUAUGGAGACACUGAUAGUUGUUUCAUUCAUGUGCCAGGGUCGUCAAUGCCUGAGGCGUUUAACAUUGGUCAGCAAGUUUGUGCGAUGAUCGUCAGAAAGACUCUCCAUCCACUCACUCUGAAACUAGAGAAAGUUUACGAAUCCUGUGUUCUGCAAACCAAAAAGAGAUAUGUGGGACAUGCCUAUGAGACAUUGGACGAUUGGCUUUCUGAGCGCAUCGUCCUCCCACGGUUGCCCUCAGCUUCGCCGUCUGAGAUCAUGGAAAAGCGCUUAUACAAGUUGCUGACCCUUGGUCCGAUCCGCUACGGCUUGAAAGGCUUCUUCGAUAGCAAAGGUGUGGAAGCAAGUAGGAGAGACCAAUCUGAUCUAAUUCAAAUAGCCGUGUCCCGGAUUUUGAAGUCCAUGUUUUAUUGGAGAGACUUAGCGCAAGUCCAAAGAGAAUUCAAAAAAAUCGUCUUGGAGAUAGGGAAAGCGACAACCAAAAAUGUUAUAACUCAACUGGAUGACAUCAAACCAUUUAGCGGCCGAAUAGUUGACUCGGAAGCGGCGUUUGGCUACCCUAAGGACUGGCUUCAAUAUGGUCGCGCGAGUCAUGGAAAAACAUUGUCUUUUAAGGGACGCGAGACUCGUCACAUUUGGCCGCGAGAUUUUAUCGCUAUAAAGCGACUAAAAUUAGGUCACUAUAGUUACCACGGUACCAACAAAGCUCAUACGCUGCCACCGCAGGCGGUGGUGGCUCUGUGGUGUCAAAACAUCUUGAGGUCUGGUUUGCCGAUGCUGAAAAAAUUGAACACGAAAUACGAACCGUUUGCGAAAGGUCGAAAUCACUUUAACUUCCGAGGAAACGCGGAGAGGACGACCGGUCCGAGAGAGGACGGGGUCAAUAGUGAAGGCGACCAGGACGACGAAGGGACCGAUGAGCAAGAGGAACCACCGGAAGAACAAGGUUUUAUGUACCAUACGGGCGAGGGGUUUGGUUACGUAAUUGCUGCAGGGAGUGGCACACUCAACUCGCUCGCUGCUCUCCCUUCUCGGUGUGUCUCGACUCCGUUCUUUCCGUUGGGUCGAGAACAUGUCUGGAGCGCAGUUACUCAUCGAUGGUAUCUCUCUUUAAACAACCUGCAACUCAACGAAGAGUACUACCGACGGGUGGUCACGGCCACCGUCAGCCGCAUGCUCGAUCUGCUGGAUCCGCUGCCCCCUAGUGCAGCUUUCCAAUGGCUCAAGUCGAUGCAUCACGUGAACCGUGCAGAAGGACUCUCGGCCGAGCCACUCGGCCUCUGCACCUUCGCCGCACUCGACCCCUUCAGCCUGCCGAGCACACAACUCUUGUUCUGGGGCUUAAGGGGCCACGAACGACGAACCUUGGGCCGAGACCAACGAACUUUGGGCCACGAGCAGGGAGAGCAAAUCGUAGUCGAGGUAGAUAGACCCGCCACCAUUGACGAGGCCACCGACCGGAACACUACUACCACCGACUCGACCAGGACCAAUGCUCCGGAGCGCCGCCACGACGGACCCCACCUACGCACAAGGAGACGACCAGCGCCUUACAACGCCGUCUUGAAGGGAGUCACCCUUGGCGUUUACGUUACUGCGAAAAAGACGACCCAGACGCCCCCUGUGCCGCAGCCUCCGCCGCUGACUCUUGGCGGACAGGUCGACGACUGGAAACGAUGCCAACGCCCCACGGCCGUCUCUAUCCACCCUCAAACCCGAAGCCUCGUGAUGACAGACGGGGCGGACCUUCGAGACCUGGACGAACCAGAACCCGACCCCGCUGAGGCCGACCAGCCGACAUCGACCAAGCCGACAUCGACCAAGCCGACCUCGGCCAGCCUCAAGGAACAUGUUUUCCUACAUGAUGCCCAAAGCAAGCUCGUCAUGUGCAGGAGACUCUGUCUCAUGUGCACCGGCGGAUGUCUUGAAGACGUGGAGAAUUGCGUCGACGCGUACCAUUGCCCAGUCUACAGCAUGAGGACAAAUCUUUCCCGAAUUAUGCGAUAA